AUGGAAGAGAUACUCGUGGUGGGAGCCCCCCUGGAGGUGGUCGCAGUCAACAAAACAGGACGUUUGUACGACUGCCUGGCUGCCGCCGGCGUGUGUCGGCCCAUCUUGCUGAAUACACCCCCAGAGGCCGUGAACGUGUCCUUGGGCGUGUCCCUGGUGGCCUCCACCCAUCUCUUCUGGCUGCUGGUGAGCCUCUAUCCCCGGGACUGCGGCCCAACCAUGCACAGAGCCUGUGGGGAGAACAUGUAUGCAAAAGGCGCUUGCCUCCUGCUGGGCUCCCACCUGCAGAUCAUCUGGACAGUCCCCGCCACCCUGCCAGAGUGUCCAAAUCAAGAGCUAGACAUUGUCUUCCUGAUUGACGGCUCUGGCAGCAUUGACCCAAAUGACUUUAAACGGAUGAAGAACUUUGUCAGAGCUGUGAUGGACCAGUUCAAGGGCACCCACACACUGUUCUCGCUGAUGCAAUACUCAGCCCUCAGCAGCAUCCAGAAGCAGCUGCAGGAGAAGAUCUUUGCAGUCGAGGGAACGCAGUCAAAGACAAGUAGCUCCUUCCAGCAUGAGACGUCUCAAGAAGGCUUCAGCUCCGUCCUCACAGCGGGGAGUGGAGAUGGACCAGUGCUGGGGGCUGUGGGGAGCUUCAGCUGGUCUGGAGGCGCCUUCCUGUACCCCCCAAAUAGGAGCCCCGCCUUCAUCAACAUGUCUCAGGAGCGCGCGGACACGAGGGACUCUUACCUGGGUUACUCCGCAGAGCUGGCCGUUUGGAAGCGGGUACACAGCCUGGUCCUGGGGGCCCCCCGCCAUCAGCACACCGGGAAGGCUGUCAUCUUCACGCAGGUGUCCGGGCAAUGGAGGCCGAAAGCGGAAGUCACAGGGACCCAGAUCGGCUCCUACUUCGGGGCCUCCCUCAGCUCCGUGGACGUGGACAGAGAUGGCAGCUCCGACCUGGUCCUCAUCGGGGCCCCGCAUUACUAUGAGCAGAGCCGGGGGGGCCAGGUGUCCGUGUGCCCCUUGCCCCGGGGGAGGGCUAAGUGGCAGUGCGGUGCCGUCCUGCGAGGGGAGCAAGGCCACCCCUGGGCCCGCUUUGGGGCAGCUCUGACGGUGCUGGGGGAUGUGAACGGGGACAGGCUGACGGACGUGGCCAUCGGGGCCCCGGGAGAGCAGGAGAACCGGGGUGCUGUCUACCUGUUUCACGGAACCUCGGGCCUGGGCAUCAGCCCCGCCCACAGCCAGCGGAUUGCAGGCUCCCAGCUCUCCCCCGGGCUCCAGUAUUUUGGGCAGUCGCUGAGCGGGGGUCAGGACCUCACCCAGGAUGGACUGGUGGACCUGGCCGUCGGGGCCCAGGGGCACGCGCUGCUGCUCAGGAGCCUGCCGGUGCUGAACGUGGAGGUGGCUAUGAGAUUCACGCCCCCGGAGGUGACAAAGUCUGUGUACCAGUGCUGGGAAGAGCUGCCCACCGCCCUGGAAGCUGGGGACGCCACAGUCUGUCUCACUAUCCACAGAAGCUCACAGGACCAGCCAGGUGACAUCCGAAGCUCUGUCAUGUACGAUCUGGCAUUGGACCCAGGUCGUCUGAUUUCUCCUGCCGUUUUUGAUGAGACCAAGAACUGGACUUUGACUCGAAGAAAAACCCUAGGGCUGGGAGAGCACUGUGACACCGUGAAGCUGCCUUUACCAGACUGUGUGGAGGGCGCGGGGAGCCCCAUCAGCCUGCGACUCAACUUCUCCCUGGUUGGGGAGCCCAUCUCCUCAUCUCAGAACCUACGCCCUGUGCUGGCUGUGGGCUCACAGGACCGCUUCACUGCUUCUCUCCCCUUUGAGAAGAACUGUGGGCAAGAUCACCUCUGUGAAGGGGACCUGAGGGUCAGCUUCAGCUUCUCAGGGUGAUCUUGUCCUUCCUUGUUCGGCCUGCAGACCCUGGUGGUGGCGAGCUCCCUGGAGCUCAAUGUGACAGUGACUGUGUGGAAUGAGGGUGAGGAUUCCUAUGGAACUGUGAUCAGCUUCUACUAUCCAGCAGGGCUGUCCUAUCGACGAGUGCUAAGAAUCCAGCAACCCCAUCAGCGUCCCCUGCGCCUGGCAUGUGAGGCAGUGCCCACUGGGAAUGAGGGCCUGAGGAGCAGCAGCUGUAGCAUCAACCACCCCAUCUUCCAAGAGGGCACUAAGGGCACCUUGAUAGUCACAUUUGAUGUCUCCUACAAGGCCACCCUGGGAGACAAGUUGCUUUUGAGGGCCAAUGCAAGCGGUGAAAAUAAUAAGCCUACAUCCAACAACACUACCUUCCAGCUGGAGCUCCCAGUGAAAUAUGCUGUCUACACAGUGAUCAGCAGGCAGGAAGAAUCCACCAAGUACUUCAAUUUUUCAGCUUCUGACCGGAAGAGCAGAAAAGAAGCUGAGCAUCGAUAUCGUGUGAAUAACCUGAGUCAGAGAGAUCUGGCCAUCAGCGUUCAUUUCUGGGUCCCGGUCCUGCUGAACGGUGUGGCUGUGUGGGAUGUGGCUAUGGUGGCCCCUUCACAGAGUCUCCCCUGUGUGUCAGAGAGGGAACCUCCCCAGCAACCUGACUUCCAGACCCAGAUUCCAAGCAGUCUCGUGCCGGACUGCUCCAUUGCUGACUGCCUGAGGUUCCGCUGUGACAUCCCCUCCUUCGGCGUCCAGGAGGAACUUGACUUCAUUCUGAAGGGCAACCUCAGCUUCGGUUGGGCCAGCCAGACACUGCAGAAGAAGUCAUUGGUCGUGAGUGUGGCUGAAAUCAUUUUCAACAGAUCCGUGUAUUCCCAGCUUCCAGGACAGGAGGCGUUUGUGAGAGCCCAGGUGGAGAUGGUGCUAGAAGAGUAUGAGGUCUAUAAGCCCAUCCCCCUCAUUGUGAGCAGCUCUGUGGGAGGACUGCUGCUGCUGGCUCUCAUCACAGCCACACUGUACAAGUGUGGCUUCUUCGAACGUCAAUACGAAGAAAUGAUGGGUGACAACCCUGAAGACACUGCCACAUUCAAUGGGGAGUAUCUCAGCUGUGAGGCCCCCAAUCAGCCUUUGUCCUAAGAAUCCACUUUCCCAUUUACCUCUACCCCCCUGGGCUGACGUCCAUGGGAAUAACUUCUGUGUAGAUCUGGACUGGCCAGAUCUACAACUUACCGGGUGCUAAGUCAUCUUCCCAAGGCAUUGAAAGGUUUUGAUAUUUUUACAUAUCUACCCGACUUCUUCAGUGAUGACCCACUUUUUACAGAAGCGGGCAUGAUGCCGGCAUGAAUUCUCAUGUGUAUAAGAAUUGUCACAUUAAAUGAGGAUGUUUAUAACACAAUUUCCUUGUAUGAAAGAGCUCUAAUCUAGGGACCUGAAUGCUGUUCUAGUAAGGGGGGAGGGGCUGCUUCUGGGUACAGAAAAUGUACUCUCUUUCUCAGGUGACUGGGGCCUGUGAGCAUCUUUUCUCAAUGGUGCUGUGAGUAGUUUGAGGAGAGGAGGGCAAAAUAAGCUCUGUGUGUGUGUGUGUGUGUGUGUGUGUGUGUGUGUGUGUUGGUCAUGGGUUUCAGCUUAGGCGUCAGGCCCCUUGGUAAUGGCACAUGAGCUGACUGUCCUAGGAGGUGAAUGAAAUGUCCAGAGCUUGUCUGAACCAACAUCCCCCUUGAAUGGGGUCCCCCAAAACUAGGAGAACCAGGCUUCCAGAAAGGGAGCAUCUAAUUUCCCCCAACUAACACAGAAGACCCAUUAAAGGUGGUCAUAGAGAAUGACCAAAAUAUUCCAAAUCCAGAAUUAGGUCAUGAAGAUCUACACAGAGGGCUGUAGAUCCUGUGUUUGAAAUCACAAUUGUCUCCAGACGGCGGGAAAUCACAGAGGCCCUGAAUGUGUGUCAGGAAAAGAGUGGUACCUCAGGAUCUGCAACCCUGAGUCUCCCCUGGGCCUCUGACAAGCUGCCUGAAUUGAAGUCAUUUAAUCUCUGAGAAUCUCAAAUUCCUCCUCUGGAGAAGGUGGAACCAAACUUGGACCUUGCUCCCAGAGUUACUGUGAGAAGUCAGUGUAUGUUAAAGCCCUUUACAGCCUAGAGCCCUAAUUAUUAAUAGGUGAGAGGG
This is a messenger RNA of Kogia breviceps (pygmy sperm whale), 4055 nucleotides long. NCBI's taxonomy places the organism in Eukaryota, Metazoa, Chordata, Mammalia, Artiodactyla, Physeteridae. The record is from RefSeq and is a predicted model, not a curated record.